Molecule: messenger RNA, 6267 nt
Organism: Neospora caninum
Lineage: Eukaryota; Apicomplexa; Conoidasida; Eucoccidiorida; Sarcocystidae
Exons: 26
Coding region: 1-6267 (2088 amino acids)
Biological process (GO): (1->3)-beta-D-glucan biosynthetic process
Cellular component (GO): plasma membrane; 1,3-beta-D-glucan synthase complex
Molecular function (GO): 1,3-beta-D-glucan synthase activity
Source: RefSeq, a predicted model, not a curated record
AUGGUGCGCUCUUCCUCGCCGUAUGGUCACUUAUCACUAUCUGCAGGAGUCCCGGACCGUCAGACCAAAACAAACCUUGUAGUGAUUGACGGUCACAAUCUUUACAACAGCAAAGUUUUGGACCACCACCCUCCUCCGCGCAUUGACCGCGGUGGUGAUGACAGUGAAGCUUACCAGAGGAGUUCGUUCGGACGUGUGGAUGACAUAUGGGCAGAGAAGAACUCUGCGUGCCUUCGCGAGAUCCUUAACUUUCUUUUCCGGUCAGACUCACGAUUUUACGCCGAAAAGUACGGUGUGGCACCAGAGGACUACCGCCGGCAACUACGUUUGUACGAGAAUCCUCAAGAAUUGCUCAAGAGGCCUAUUGGAGCCUAUGUGAUCGAGCAAACUAUUUGGUUUGUUGUAAAAAGGCAAUACCGAUUCCAAACGGACAACCUGUACAACCAGCUCGAAGAUGUUGCCGUCCAACUGCUCAACUUGUGCGUACGAGAAACGCCGAAAAGCAGUCAAGUUGUCGGUCCUGAUAUUCUCUUUCUGACUCUUACCGAGUAUCACAGCCGACUUUUUGCAAAUUAUUAUAAGUGGUGUGAUUACUUAGGAGAAGAACCUUUCCCAUGGCAGAAACCACCAUGGAUGACCGACGGCUACUGUUCUGGAGGAUCUAACGAGACACCUCUUACAGACGUGACGGUCAUGGGAUGCACAGAAACGCCGACUGGGGGACCAAAAACAGUUAUUUUCUCAGUGGAAAUGCGCCAAGAAGCUCAGCAAAUGAUGUAUGAGGUGGUAUUGUUCAAACUCCUGUGGGGAGAGGCGGCCAACCUGAGGCAUACUCCGGAGCUCCUUUGCUGGCUUUUCCACUGGAUGUGUAUGGCAUGGGACCCCGACUUCAAAGCAGAGGAGGAGUUCGUCGAUCUGAUCAGGGACGUUUUGCAAAGAAUACGGGACGAACAAUGGUAUCUUGCUGGUACACUGCGGUCGCCUGAUCAUGGUGGGCGGCUCAUGUAUGACGACAUCAACGAGGUUUUCUGGGAACGAGCGGCGGUGUUGCUCCUGCGAGAAGCAAGAGACGCGGCUCUGCACGAAAUCCGAGAGACAGACACUCGUUCACAGUCCUGGAACUUGGAAAAGAAUACGGAUGCUUCUAUAAUGGAGGAGAGGCCUGGCCACUCUGAAGGGCCCCGACUAUCGUUCACCCGGGAGAAUCUAAAUAUGUUUUUUCACAAACUCUUAAACGGCACAAAACCAGGCGAAGGAGUGAAGACUUUUAUGGAGCGGCGAACCUACGUACAGCAUGUGCCGAUGUAUCUUCAGGUUCUCAGGAGCUUCUGGCGGGUCCUUGCGUGGCACGGCGUCACAUUCGCCCUUCUGUUCUUUCUCAGGGCAGUUUUUGAUGAUGAAUCUGCAGCAGAACUCGCGUUCGCGUGGAACCGAACCGUGGUGACUUCGGUUGUCUUGCACGCCGUGGGUCCUCUCUUCGAUCUUAUCCUCCUCAACUGGCGGGCCCUAACAAAACAACACUUCUGGCAAUUUUUCUUCCAGGACAAUGUUGUCAGUCUCAUGCGCAUCAUAUUCCUUGUUGUUGUCUGCGCCAUCAUCGGAAUAGAGGGCAUGCAGUCACCACUCCUCCAGUGGAACGGCACUGCUGGAGCGGCGUAUUUGCUUUUCUACUUUGCUCACGGUCUGCACUAUUAUCUUUUCGUCCGAGUCAACGGGCAGAUGCCCGUAUUUCAUUUGCUUUGGAAGCUUCCGUUUGUAAGCUGCAUCGUCAAGCCGUCGACGUUCACAGGCAACACGCCAUUGCUUGCUGAAGACAUCGGCCACGUGAUUCGAUACAUUCUUUUCUGGGUCCCGGUCAUAACACUGAAAACGAGCUACUGGCUCUUUUGCGCACUUCCAUCCUUGGUUGAGGCAACAAAGCAUAUUGAACUGGCCAUUGCAAGGCCAUGCGGCGUGAGCUCGAUGACUGUCUUCAUUGAAAGAUCACCGGCAAUGCUAAAAGCAGUGCUUUGGACUCCUGCCUUCCUCAUCUGGCUCUUCGAUCUCCAGAGAAAGAAGACCGCGUCCCCAACAAAAGACCCAAGCUUGAUAGGAGGGAAAGCAUGCGUCGAGCCUUUUCCAGGGUGGACUCACCGGGCUGUCCACUGCGAAGUCCUCGACGACCGCGCCAUUGCGCGGAAGCGGUUCGGCUUCUUAUGGAAUGAGGUCGUUCACAGUUGGAGGUUAGAAGACAUCAUUUCAAAUGCCGAGGCGGAAAAGCUCUGCUUCAACGAGCUGCCACUUCUCGCGAUAAGGAAUGGGGACUGGUCGCUGACGUCCAUUCGCAAUGUUGUCGAGGCUAAUAUGUGGUUUGAAGAUCUCCUUCACAUUGAGGCCUGUACCGAAGUCGCUGAGGCGCUUUGCCUGUACUUUGCCAGAUACUUCGAGCACGGCGCUGACUUGGUUGACUCUAUGAUUGAUCUGUGGAGUUGGUUGAAAGAAGAUGGAAGCAGGCUUCUGUGGAUCAAUCUGCUUUCCCUCAAGGAUCUGGUGCCCAUUCUAGAUCAGCUGUUUACGGUUCUUCAGCGAACGGGAACCUGGGGGAAGAACAGAGAUUCGGAUUUAAACAAAUGCACUGAGAAGCUAAAACAGGCUCUGUCUUGUCUGAUUCUUCUGCCCAGCAGUGACCCCGAGACACUGGUGGCCGCCGAACUUCCCGAUGUUGUAAAAGAAUACCUUACGAAUAUUAACAUCUGCUUCAGCAUACCACGCAGAGAGACCAUCCCUUCAGUGUACCCACAGCCUGUCGAGGUCGAGGAGGUUAAUGGGAUGGUGCGCCAGUUUCAGAUCGUCAUGAGCCACACUCAGCAAUUACAACUUGCCCAGGAAGAAUGCCUCAGUCACGACCCACACCUAAUGCCCAUGACAGCGGAGCAGAUGGCCGAAUACCGCUGUCUCCAUGCAGUUCUCUGUGAGGCAGACGCUGAUGUCUUCGUUGGGGAGCCGGAUGAGGGUGCUCAGCGGCUGCUUAUUCCACAAACUGCAGAACCCGCUGCUUCCAGUCUUCUUCUCGCCAAGACCGAACACGCUGUAAAAAUGUAUUUCCGCCGAGCGGCUCGCAUCCUUCGCGUCAGCAACCCUUACCUUACCACCACUGAAGCAGAUAGAAGACUAAAACAGUUUGCAAACUCUCUCUUGAUGAAGAUGCCAGAAUCUCCAGAGAUUCAUAAAAUGAUUUCUAUGGUGACGUUAACACCCUAUUAUAGGGAAGAUGCAGCACUUGACCUACAGGACUUGGAAAAGCCGACUGAUGAAGGAGUCAGCAAAAUGGAGUUGCUUAGGAGUUUACACCCAAUAGAGUUUGAGCAUUUUCUGGAGCGCGUGGACCGAGAUAAAGAAAUGUUCACCAUACACCAAGAACUGGAAAACCGGGUCACCGAUUCCCUGAUGGAACGUCGGCAAGCAGCCGCCGAUGUUCGCUUCCAACUGCUCCAGAGCGGGUUGCUUCAGCGGUACGACAGGUUUUGCGAGGCUCUACAGGAGUGGGCUUCUUAUCGAGGCCAGGUUCUUAUACGCACCGUUCGCGGCAUGAUGUACCAUGAGAGAGCAAUUAGGAUGCAGGCCUACUUGGAGCAAACAUCUUAUGAAUCUCUUCAUCUGUGCCACGAUCUGAAUCGCUUGGAUUUUGGACAGCUAGAGUCCAUACGAAGUCCUGAAGCGGAACUGUGGCUCGAAGUAUUGCGACCUCCUCCUGCAUAUGAACUCUCGACGGCUGUUGCGUCUAUAGCGCGUCUCAAGUAUCAGUACAUCGUGGCAGCUCAGGAGUUCGGCAACGACAAUAAGGUAAAGCCGGCUCCGCUAGGUAAGGUGCUGGCGCCUGCCACGAGAUCCUCUUUACUCCGAAAGCUCUGGCUGUACAAACUCCUCGUUCGCAAUCCUAACCUACGUAUCGCCACCAUCGAAGCAGAAGUUGACGAACGAGGCGUUGCGACAGGGCACAAGCUAAGCAAGCUGUAUCGGCUCACAGCAGAUCCUGAUCUGCUUCGAGAGCGCAUUGCGGCUCCGCCCACGCAUGCUCAGGUCGUGGGGGAGAUCCGGUCCCGAUAUGAACGCAAGAUGGUCGUUUUGCCUGUCCCGGCUGCCCGCAUGCCGAAACCCUUUGUGCCAGUACCGCAUAUGCCUUUUUGCAAUGAGGAAGACUCUGCUCCCUCAGAACCCUUUUCCAUCAGAACCCGAGCUGGGAAAAAGAGUGGAGAUACGGACUCUGAAGCAGGCCCGCGUUCUGGGUCCUCAGCAGAUUCCUGCCAUAGUGGCUUUACUCCUGCCGCUGGGGAUUCACUCAAGAAGUGCCCGUCGUUUUCGGGAGCCAGGUCUCACGCCACGGAAACUCCACAGGUAGCGGAGGUCAUAGCGUCUAAGACAACAGGGAAACCGAAGUGGGUUCAAGAGGAAAAUUCAAGGCUGCUGAAACGCAUCGGACAUCUAGAUGGAGCCGACCAAAACGGUGCAGCUGUCGACGUAGAAUGGACAGAGUACGCCGAAGAGUGCACCGAAGACGAGGAUGAUAGCCCCGAUAGCAGCAGUGAGAAACAAGAGAGACUUGGCAUGGCUGAGCGACUUCGCAGGAAAGAAGCCUGCCCUCAGGAUGAACCUGUUUCUGGGACGCUUGACCGUAAAAUUGCAGAUAUGAUAAGGCGCAUCCAGCAGCGAAAACGGCAAGACCAGAAAGCUGCUGAGCAUGCUCAGACUUUGCUUCGCAAGAUGACCGCCAAAUCUGGACUGCCUCUCCGAAGACUAUCAACAGCGAUGAUGCAGGGAAACGACAGUGACACCGCCGAAGCCACGCAUUCCCAGUGGACCCGGAAUGAGGCGAAGCAUUUGGCCUCCUGCGAUAGCACCCUGGGAACAAAGAUUUCUUGUACUGAACCCAGCUCCUCAGCGUGUGCCACUCUGUCUGCCUGCAUCGGUCUCGACAACAGGUUCACAAGGAACCACGUUUUCGGUCAAAGUGAUUCGGCGUGGGCAGGAACGCGUUCGUCUGAAGACAACUUGCAAGCUAGGAAAGGUGGAGUGGCCACCUCCACUCCGGGGUCUCGUAAACCUGGACAUAGCGGAAAAGGACUACAACAUGGACGCCGACCAGAGAUGGUGUGGCUGUCACGACGAGGGCCAAUGCGAUUGGAGGCUGUGUAUACAGUGCGGCUGCCUUUAGUCUUAGACGAGAAAGGAGAGCCGUGGGGACGGUACCCGAUUAUCGGUCCCGGAAAACCGGAGAAUCAGAACCACGCGAUGAUUUUCACAAGAAUGGAGACAAUGCAGGUGGUCGACAUGAACAUGGAAGGAUACCUGGAAGAGACACUUAAGCUGCGGAAUCUCUUACAGGAAUUUGUUGCCCAUCCGCGCAUGAGAAUCCUUGAGCAUAAGUACAAAGGAGUCACAGAGUCAGCUCUACAAUACGUCAUAGCACCGACAACCUACGUGCAAUUUCAGCUGGGCCUGCUUUUGAUUGUGCCGCUAGUGGUGUGGCUCUUUGUAGAGAAGGGUUGUUGGGCUGCCUUGACCAGGUCUGUGGAUAUCUUUCUUAAACUUGCAGUCGCCUACUACAAUUUUAUGGUUGGCACAAAGGCGUCUGUUAUCGACCACGUCCUUAUCUACGGGGGGGCAAAAUAUCAAGAAACAGGUCGUGGCUUCGUUAUCUCCCACGCGACAAUGAAGGACUUGUGGCAGUUCUACUACUUCACUCACUUCUGCAUUGGCUUGGAGAUGAUGAUGCUCCUUUUUAUCUAUUCUGGCUACUGCGGCUUCGAUGCUGGCCUGUAUUUCUUGGAUGUUUGGCCCCUGUUGCUUAUGGCACUGUCCCUUCUGUUCGUUCCCUUCCUCUUCAAUCCCCUUGGAAUGUACUAUCCGCGCUUGCUGGAAGACUUUUCGAGCUGGAGAAAAUGGAUGUCAUCGCCGGAUGUAAGACAUGACAAAGCUUCAUGGUUAGCAUGGUGGCGGAGCGAAAUGGAAACAAGAUGUGGCAUUGCUUGGCAUCACCAACUGAUUUUGGUCAUCCGGCUGUUCCGCUUCUUGGUCCUGUCCAUUGGCAUGGUUUCCUGCGUCGCAAUGACUUUCCACUACAUCGGAGGCUACUUUGUCUUCCUCGUUCCGAUACUGCUGUCAGUUUUCACCUUGAGCUUUCACAAAAUUCAAACGCGAAUUUUGUUCAAUCCUAAUUUUGUCACAAUAGUAAAGAGUGGUCUAGUACAGCGAGCAGAGGUCAUGAAAAAAGGACACGGCAAGGAAUAG